Molecule: messenger RNA, 777 nt
Organism: Closterium sp. Naga37s-1
Lineage: Eukaryota; Viridiplantae; Streptophyta; Zygnematophyceae; Desmidiales; Closteriaceae
Source: the annotation of a GenBank genome assembly
AUGGCGCAGCCGCUAUCCAGACAACCAUGUCGAGCGGAUCGCGUGAGAAUGCUCGUCAGUAGAGUGCCAGCUGGGCUUAAGGCUGCAGGAACGGGGGAUCAUCGAGUCGCGAUGGCGAUGCCAGCCGCGCAUGCCUCCGCUGCGCUGGCUCUCCUCGAACCAGACAUGGCUCGAGCGGCGGAGGACGUGUCGUUGCCGCUAGCAUUUCUCAACCCGGCCUACGACAUGGUGGCGGAGGCGGCGCCGCUGGAGUUCAGCGUGCUGUUUCUGUACCUGGGCGGGCUGCUGGCGCUGCUGGGCUUCGGCACCUUCCUCGUCGUGCGCCAGGUGCUCGUGAAGCGCGAACUUGAAAACGCCGCCAAAGAACUGCAGGAUCGCGUGCGGUCGGGUGAGGCGUCGAGCGAGGAGUACUUCGAGCUGGGCGCCAUCAUGCUGCGCAAGAAGUUCUUCGUGGUGGCCAACAAGUACCUCGAGCUCGCCAUCGCCAAGUGGGAGGGCGACGAACAAGAACUCGCGCAGGUGUACAACGCGCUGGGGUUCAGCUACUUCAGUGAGGAGAAGCUGAAGGAGGCAGUGAAGGCGUAUGAGAAGGCCGUCAGCCUGCAGCCCGCGUACGUGACAGCAUGGAACAACCUGGGGGACGCGCUGGAGAGGCAGAAGGAGUGGGCGCGCGCCCUCAAGGCGUACGACACAGCGCUGGUGUACGACCCCUCCAACCGCAUUGCUGUCGGCCGCGCCAAGGACCUCCGCCAGCGCGUCGACUGGCUACGCUACUGA